Messenger RNA from Gastrolobium bilobum, 3045 nucleotides. Its product is annotated as protein TORMOZ EMBRYO DEFECTIVE. Bases 12 to 2663 code for a protein of 883 amino acids. Gene Ontology annotation, molecular function: U3 snoRNA binding; protein binding. The transcript has 14 exons. The record is from RefSeq and is a predicted model, not a curated record. Gene Ontology annotation, cellular component: small-subunit processome; nucleolus; 90S preribosome. Gene Ontology annotation, biological process: endonucleolytic cleavage to generate mature 5'-end of SSU-rRNA from (SSU-rRNA, 5.8S rRNA, LSU-rRNA); endonucleolytic cleavage in 5'-ETS of tricistronic rRNA transcript (SSU-rRNA, 5.8S rRNA, LSU-rRNA). Lineage: Eukaryota; Viridiplantae; Streptophyta; Magnoliopsida; Fabales; Fabaceae.
GGUAAUACCCAAUGGAACCCUUUCGAUUGAAAGCAAACUAUCGCUGCGUUCCGAUUCUGCAGCAGUUCUACACCGGCGGGCCCUUCGUCGUCUCAUCGGACGGCUCCUUCAUCGCAUGUGCAUGUGGCGACUCCAUCAAGAUCGUCGAUUCCGCCAAUGCAUCCAUUAGGUCGACCAUCGACGGCGACUCCGAAACAGUAACCGCCUUGGCUCUCAGCCCAAACGAUACCCUACUAUUCUCUUCCAGCCACAGCCGCCAAAUCAGGGUUUGGGACUUGUCCACACUCAAAUGCGUGCGCUCGUGGAAGGGUCAUGAUGGUCCCGUUAUGUGUAUGGCGUGUCACCCUUCUGGGGGGUUGCUUGCUACUGGGGGAGCUGAUAGGAAGGUCCUCGUAUGGGAUGUGGAUGGUGGCUAUUGUACUCAUUACUUUAAAGGUCACGGUGGAGUUGUUUCUUGUGUUAUGUUCCAUCCCGAUCCGGAGAAACAACUUCUUUUUUCUGGCAGUGAUGAUGGUGGAGAGAAUGCAACUGUUAGGGUUUGGGAUGUUUCCAAGACCAAGAAAAAGAACUGCAUUGCAACACUGGAUAAUCAUCGCUCGGCCGUUACUUCUAUGUCAGUAUCUGAAGAUGGAUGGACAUUGCUUAGUGCUGGAAGAGAUAAGGUUGUAACAUUGUGGGAUCUUCAUGAUUAUAGCAACAAGAAGACUGUCAUCACAAAUGAGGCAGUUGAAGCUGUUUGUGUAAUUGGUGCUGGAAGUCCUUUUGCUUCAUCUCUUGAUUCAUAUCGUCAAAAUGCAAAAAAAGGAGCUGGCUCGCAAGCAUUCUAUUUUGUUACAGUUGGUGAACGAGGCAUUGUGCGCAUAUGGAGUUCUGAAGGUGCAGUUAGCAUGUUUGAGCAAAAGGCCUCAGAUGUCACAGCCAACAUAGAUGAAGAUGGGUCACGUAGGGGCUUUACUUCUGCUGUUAUGCUUGCCUCAGAUCAAGGAUUGCUUUGUGUGACUGCAGAUCAGCAGUUUCUGUUUUAUUCUCUGGAAUGCACUGAAGAGUUGUUGCAAUUAAGUCUAACCAAAAGACUUGUGGGAUAUAAUGAAGAGGUUGUGGAUAUGAAGUUUAUUGGGGAUGAUGAAAAAUUCCUUGCUCUUGCUACAAAUAUUGAACAGGUUCGAGUUUAUGAACUUGCAUCCAUGUCUUGUUCCUAUGUCUUAGCUGGUCAUACUGAAAUUGUUCUAUGCCUUGACACCUGUGUAUCAAGUUCUGGAAGAACACUAAUUGUGACUGGAAGUAAAGACAACACUGUUAGGUUAUGGGAAUCAGGAAGCACAAGCUGCAUUGGAGUUGGUAUAGGUCACAUGGGAGCUGUUGGAGCCAUUGCCUUUUCAAAAAGAAAGCGAGACUUCUUUGUCAGUGGCAGUAGUGAUCAUACUCUUAAGGUGUGGAGUAUGGAUGGUCUCUCUGACAAUAUGACAGCACCGAUUAAUUUAAAAGCAAAAGCUGUUGUCGCAGCUCAUGAUAAAGAUAUUAAUUCUGUAGCUGUUGCUCCAAAUGAUAGUUUAGUAUGUAGUGGUUCUCAGGAUCGUACAGCUUGUGUUUGGAGACUUCCAGAUUUAGUAUCGGUAGUUGUAUUUAAAGGGCAUAAAAGGGGAAUUUGGUCUGUAGAAUUUUCUCCUGUUGAUCAAUGUGUCAUAACAGCAUCUGGCGAUAAGACAAUAAGGAUAUGGGCUAUAUCUGAUGGCUCAUGUUUGAAGACAUUUGAAGGACACACUUCAAGUGUGUUAAGAGCAUUUUUUGUUACUCGUGGAACACAAAUUGUUUCCUCUGGUGCUGAUGGCUUAGUAAAGCUGUGGACUGUAAAAACUAGUGAAUGUGUUGCCACUUAUGAUCAUCAUGAAGACAAGGUUUGGGCCUUGGCUGUAGGUAGGAAAACAGAAAUGCUUGCAACUGGUGGCAGUGAUGCUGUUGUCAAUCUAUGGUUUGAUUCCACUGCAGCUGACAAAGAAGAAGCUUUCCUUAAAGAGGAAGAGGGGGUUUUGAAAGGUCAAGAGCUAGAGAAUGCCGUCUCAGAUGCUGACUAUACUAAAGCAAUCCAAAUUGCAUUUGAACUGCGCAAACCCCAUAGACUUUUUGCGUUAUUUGCACAACUUUGCAGGAAGAGAGGGACUGAAGAUCAUAUUGACAAAGCACUUAAAGCCAUGGGUAAUGAAGAGCUUCGAAUGCUAUUUAACUAUGUUCGAGAAUGGAAUACAAAACCAAAACUCUGUUAUGUUUCACAGUUUGUGCUUUUCAGAGUUUUCAACAUCUUUCCUCCAACAGAUAUUGUUCAGAUUAAAGGGAUUGGUGAACUUCUUGAAGGUCUUAUCCCAUAUAGUCAGAGGCACUUUGGCAGGAUUGACAGACUUGUUAGAAGCACAUUUUUAUUAGACUACACACUCUCAGGAAUGUCAGUUAUUGAACCAGAAACUCAACAGAUAGAAUCAAAGACUGAGUUUCCAUUGCAGUCUGAAAUCGACAUUCUAGACAAAGAAAAUGGCAUCGAGGAGGAAGAUCACACUCAUGAAAAUGCUUCUUCUAAGAAAAGGAAAUCAAACAAAUCAAGACGUGGUUCCCAUAAAAAAGUCAAGGAUUUAACUUACAAAAAGGUCGAAUCUAUACAAUUACAGGCAUAGGAUUGGUGCGGUGCUUUCAUCCUCUCAUGUAUCAACAUCAACAACACCUUUAUCCCAAAUUAAUUGAGGUCGGUGGUAAUCCUCUCAUGUAUACAUAUGUUUAUUGAUGGAUGGAAGAGUUGUUUUGGUUCAUUCAUAUUUUGAAAUCUUGCUGUCAUGAGAAAUUAUGUAAGCCAAAAUGUUGCUGUCAAUUGAGAAGAUGUAAGCUUAGCCACUGCAAUUGUAUCUGUAUUUUAUUCAUUCUUGUAGAUUAGUUUUAAAGUCGUGCUCUCGAUGUGACAUAAAAAUGUACCUUUAGCUGUCGAAAAAGAAAGAAUUCAGAAGCGCUGUCAACUUUAGUAUAUGAAUACAACAGUUUAUUCUUACUCUAAUUCGAGGCAGU